Molecule: messenger RNA, 240 nt
Organism: Knipowitschia caucasica
Lineage: Eukaryota; Metazoa; Chordata; Actinopteri; Gobiiformes; Gobiidae
Source: the annotation of a GenBank genome assembly
AUGGAUGGAUCUGGUUCAGGUCCUGAUUCUCAUGUGAUCGACCAGGAUCAGGAUCAAGACCAGUCCAACGAGCGCCGAGAGAACGAGACGAACCGUGAUCUCAGUGUGACACCAGCUGCACUCUGCACACACACAACAGCGAACCACACAGUGAUGGAGGAGGUGAUGGAGGAGGUGAUGGAGGAGGUGAUGGAGGAGGUGAUGGAGGAGGUGAGGAUGGACUCGAUGAUGGCCGUGUAG